UUUUGCAAACUUUUCACAAACAGUGAAACUCACUUGCAGUAAAGAAUGUGUUUUGAUUUUUGCGUUUGAACUUUCGAAAUGAAUAUGUUCAUGUUGGGUCUCAUAACCUAACUACGUGUGUUGUUAUUAUAGUCACUUUUUAUAUGGGUUAUAAUAUUAACUCUUUAUUGCCAUUGUCGUGUACUACUAUUCAAUUUUUUUUUUAUAAAUCGACUGUCGUGGCCGCAACCGUGCAUAAUAUUUGAACGAAAUCUACUUGUUGGAAUUUUUUUUUUAACGUGAUCAUGAAGUUUAUAUAUUUUAAAAUUUUGUGAGAAGCCGUGUGGACUCAAACCAAGGAUGUAAAUUUUAGAGGUUAUGAAGUGUGAUGCAAGUUACGUUUGUCAGUGUCACUACGAUGUCGUUUGCAGUGAAGUCAAAACAUUUUUAAGUAUAUCGAUCACGAAGAAGCGAUUAGCACGUUUUUGAACUUCUUAUUAAUUUCGUACUAUAAACAUUACAGGAAAUCUAAGGAAGUUCAUGGUGGUGUAAUUUUUCGUAUUAUAUAAAAUAUGGUUCAGCAUGAACUCGGCAGCACGUAUUACCAGACAGAAGACGCGAUGCCCGCGCAGUUCCCCGACGUGGAGGUGCACGCCCCCGUGGGCCCCCAGCAGGGAGGCGGCGGCGGGGUGGGCGUGGCCCUCAACCUCAACUCCUCGUCGGCCGGCGGCGGCGGCGGCGGAGCGCCCCCCUCGGCGCGGUGGAACUCCGCGGAGGACGUGGUGGUCUCCGGCAUCUCGGGCCGCCUGCCCGAGUCGGCCGACAUCCACGAGUUCCGCGACCAGCUGUUCGCCGGCGUCGACCUGGUGACGGGCGACGAGCGCCGCUGGCCCACAGGAUUGUAUGGUCUGCCGGCUCGCACAGGCAAGAUUAAAGAUCUGUCGCAUUUCGAUGCGCCGUUCUUCGGAGUGCAUCCCAAGCAGGCAGACGUCAUGGACCCUCAGCUUCGGAUGUUGCUGGAGCUGACGUACGAGGCCAUUCUGGAUGCAGGCAUCAACCCUCAAGAGUUGCGCGGGUCCCGCACCGGGGUGUUCAUCGGAGUGUCUGGCAGCGAAUCGGACGAGUACUGGACCAGCGAUCCGGACAGGGUGAACGGCUACGGUCUGACGGGCUGCUGCCGGGCCAUGUUCCCCAACAGGAUAUCUUACACCUUCGACUUCAAGGGACCCAGCUUCGCGCUGGACACGGCCUGCUCGUCCAGCCUGUUCGCGCUGCACCAGGCGGUGAGCGCCAUGCGGGACGGCCAGUGCGACGCCGCCAUCGUGGGCGGGGUCAACCUCCUGCUCAAGCCGACCCUGUCGCUGCAGUUCCACCGCCUGGGCAUGCUCAGCCCCGAGGGCAUGUGCAAGGCCUUCGACGCCUCCGGCAACGGGUACGUUCGCAGCGAAGCAGCGGUCAUAGUGUACCUGCAGAAGUCGUCGAAGGCCAAGCGCGUGUACGCCACGGUAGUGAACAUGAGGACGAACACGGACGGCAACAAGGAGCAGGGCAUCACCUUCCCGUCGGGCGAGAUGCAGAAGAAGCUGAUCAAGGAGGUGUACGCGGAAGUCGGCGUCAACCCAGCGGACGUGGCUUACGUGGAGGCUCACGGCACCGGCACCAAGGUGGGGGACCCGCAGGAGGUGAACUCGAUAGCGGACGUGUUCUGCAAGAACCGCGCCGCCCCGCUCCUGAUUGGCUCGGUCAAGUCGAACAUGGGCCACUCGGAGCCGGCCUCCGGGCUGUGCUCCCUGGCCAAGGUGCUGAUCGCCAUGGAGAGCGGCGUCAUCCCGCCCAACCUGCACUUCCGCAGCCCCAACCCGGACAUCCCGGCGCUGCUCGACGGCCGGCUGCAGGUGGUGGACAAGCCCAUGCCGUGGAACGGGGGCCUGGUGGCGGUGAACUCGUUUGGUUUCGGCGGAGCCAACGCCCACGUCCUGCUGCGAUCCAACCCGAAGCCCAAGGCCCCCGCCAUCCAGGACAACAUCCCCAGGCUGGUGACCUUCUCGGGCAGGACGGAGGCCGGGUUGGACGCCUGCCUGCAGAAGAUUGAGAAAUUGCCGAGGGAUGAUGAGUUGAUCAGUCUACUUCACGACAUCCACAGCAACAACAUAACUGGCCACUGCUACAGAGGGUACACUGUUCUCGGAGCUAGUUCGACCAAUAGGGAGGUGUCGUUCUACAAAGGGGAGAAGCGACCCGUGUGGUUCGUGUUCUCCGGCAUGGGCAGCCAGUGGGCGGGCAUGGGCAAGGACCUCAUGCAGUUGGAGGUGUUCGAGAAGGGCAUACGCAAGUGCGCGGAGGUGCUGAAGCCGGAAGGCAUCGACCUCAUAGACAUCUUGGUGAACGGGACGGAGGCGACCUUCGACAACAUCGUCUACACUUUCGUCAGCAUCGCUGCCGUGCAGGUGGCGCUCGUGGACACGCUGGCGUCUCUCGGGAUCCACCCGGACGGCAUCGUGGGGCACUCGGUGGGCGAGCUGGGCUGCGCGUACGCGGACGGGACCUUCACGGCGGAGCAGACCGUCCUGGCGGCCUACUGGAGGGGACGCACCAUCCGCGAGGCCAAGCUGCCGCCCGGCGCCAUGGCGUCCGUCGGGCUGACGUGGGAGGAGGCGAAGGCGCGCUGCCCCGAGGAGAUCGUGCUGGCGUGCCACAACAGCGCUGACAACGUCACCGUCUCGGGCCCCGUGGACGGCCUGCAGCGCUUCGUCGAGCAGCUCCAGGCGGAGGAGAUAUUCGCCAAGGAGGUCAAGUGCACCGGGGUGGCCUUCCACAGCCGCUACAUCGCCGAGGCGGGCCCCCAGCUGCGGAAGCACCUGGAGAGGGUGAUCCCGUCGCCCAAGCAGAGGUCGUCCCGCUGGAUCAGCUCGUCCAUCCCGCAGUCGGCCUGGCACACGGUGCUGGCCCAGUCGUCGUCGGCCGCCUACCACGUCAACAACCUGCUGUCGCCGGUGCUGUUCCACGAGGCGCUGGCGCACGUGCCCGCCGAUGCCGUGCUGGUGGAGGUGGCCCCCCACUGCCUGCUGCAGGCCAUCCUGAAGCGCUCGCUGCCCCCGACGUGCGUCAGCACCGGCCUCGUCAAGAGGCUGCACCCCAACAACCUCGAGUUCUUCUUCUCCAGCAUCGGCAAACUGUAUAACGCUGGUCUACAGCCCAAGCUAGCUCGACUGCAUCAGAAAGUGAACUAUCCCGUUGCACGGGGCACACCGAUGAUAGCGCCCCUGGUGGAUUGGGAUCACUCGUUGGAGUGGAGUGUGGCAUCAUUUGCCGGGAAGAAUUCACUACGAUCCGGAGAAUCGGUGGUUGAAGUCGAUCUUUCCAAAGAGGAGGACGAGUACUUGGCGGGCCACACGAUCGACGGAAGGGUGCUGUUCCCGGCGACGGGUUACAUGACGCUGGCGUGGAAGGCGUUCGCGAAGCUGCAGGGCAAGGCACACGAGGACCUGCCCGUGGUGCUGGAGGACGUGCGGUUCCGCCGCGCCACCAUCCUGCCCAGGGACGGAUCCGUGCGCUUCCUGGUGAACGUCCUGGACGGCUCGGGGGAGUUCGAGAUCUGCGAGUCGGGCCAGGUGGCCGUGUCGGGCCGGAUCCGCGCCGCCGGGGACGCUGGCGGCGAGACGCUGGAGCUACCCGCGCCCGUGCCGUCGGCGGCUGCCGGCGCUGACGAGCUGGAGCUCACGGCCCGCGACGUGUACAAGGCCCUGGGCCUGCGCGGCUACGACUACAAGGGCGUCUUCAAGGGCAUAGUCUCCGCCGACAAUCGAGGCACGGUCGGGCAGCUGGCGUGGGACGGCAACUGGGUGAGCUUCAUGGACGCCAUGCUGCAGUUCUCCAUCAUGGGCGGGAGCGGGAGCGGGCUGUACCUGCCCACCAGGCUGCAGCGGGCGGUCAUAGACCCCCGGGGGCAGGGGCAGGCCCCGGGGGGCGCGCACGUCCCGGUGCACAUGCACCGCGACCUGGGCGUCAUCAGGGCGGGCGGAGUGGAGCUCCGGGGGCUGAAGGCGAGCCUCGCCCCGCGCCGCCAGCAGGCCCAGGCCCCGCCCAAGCUGGAGAAGUACGCCUUCGUGCCGUACGUCCGCGCGGGCGACACCAAGUCGAGCACGCUGGACAGCAACGGACGGGAGCGGGAGCAGGCGCUGACGGUGAGCCUGCAGAUAGUGCUGGAGAACUCCGGAGGAGCGCUGAAGCUCAAGGUGGCGGAGCUGGGCGGAAACCGGCCGUCCGACGCCCUCCUCGCCCCCGAGAUGGUCGCCAUCUUGGAGUCUGAGCCCAUGCUGCACGUGGACAUCUCCGUGCUGGGGCCGCGCCACGGGGAGUACUCAAAGUGCGAGGAGCUGGCGGCGCUGGGGGCGCGGUUCGCCUCGGCGGGCCCCUUCGCCGACCAGGGCCUGCACCUGGCGGCGGCCGGCGGGGCGCUGGCGGGGGGGGACCCCGCCGUCCUGGGGACCCUCGCGGCCUCCGUGAGGCCCGGGGGGUUCGUCCUGCUGGAGGAGCUGAUGCCCUUGGACGAGGCCGGCGUGAGGGGGCUCUGCCCCGGCCUGGGCCUCGAGGUGGUCGCCGUCCAGCAGGCCAGGGACAAGGUCUUCGUGCUGCUGCGCAAGGCGGUGGAGUGGCGGUCUGAGCCGCUGGUGGUCCGCGUGACGGGGCGGGACUUCGGCUGGCUGGAGGAGCUGAAGGCGGCCCUGAAGCGGGGCGAGGCGGAGGGAAGACGGGUGCUCGUGGUCUGCCGAGACGCCAUGUGCGGCGUGGUGGGGCUCGUCAACUGCGUCCGGCAGGAGGAGGGCGGAGCCUUAGUCAGGUGUUUGUUCCUGCGGGACGAGAAAUCUCCGGACUUCUCGCUCGACAACGCGGUGUACAGCGGUCAGCUGAAGAAGGACCUGGUGAUGAACGUGUACCAAGGGGCGGCGUGGGGAAGCUACAGGCACAUCAGGAUGGACAACAACCAUGACAGUGCCAUGCUCCAGGUGGAGCACGCUUACGUGAACACGCUGACGCGCGGCGACCUGGCCAGCCUGCGCUGGAUCGAGGGCCCGCUCAGCUUCCACCGGCCGGAGCUGCGGCCCGACGCGGAGCUGUGCCGCGUGUACUACGCCCCGCUCAACUUCCGCGACGUCAUGCUGGCCACGGGCAAGCUGCCCCCGGACGCCCUUCCCGGCGACCUGGCCGGCCAGGAUUGCGUCCUGGGACUGGAGUUCUCCGGCCGGGACUCGGCCGGCCGGCGGGUGAUGGGGCUGAUCGCCGCCCGGGCGAUGGCCACCUCCGUGCUGGCCGACCCGGGCUUCCUGUGGGAGGUCCCCGACGAGUGGACCCUGGAGCAGGCGUCCACCGUCCCUUGCGUCUACGCCACCAGCUACUACGCGCUGGUGGUUCGGGGCCGCAUGCGUCCCGGCGAGACGCUCCUGGUGCACGCGGGCUCGGGGGGCGUGGGCCUCGCCUCCAUAGCCAUCGCGCUGCACAUGGGCGUCACCGUCUACACCACGGUCGGCAGCCCGGAGAAGCGGGAGUUCCUGAAGCGCAGGUUCCCGCAGCUGACGGACCGCAACAUCGCCAACUCGAGGGACGCCACCUUCGAGCAGCACGUGCUCCGCGAGACGGGCGGGAGGGGGGUGGACCUGGUGCUCAACUCGCUGGCAGAGGAGAAGCUGCAGGCGUCGGUGCGGUGCCUAGCCCGGCACGGCCGCUUCCUCGAGAUCGGCAAGUUCGACCUGUCCAACGACAGUCUCCUCGGCAUGUCCAUGUUCCUGAAGAACACGUCGUUCCACGGUAUCCUGCUGGACUCCCUGUUCGAGUCCGAGUGUGACGAGAAGAAGGAAGUGGUCAGACUCGUGAACGAGGGCUUGAAGUCGGGUGCGAUCCGGCCGCUUCCCACGACUGUGUUCUCGGAGAACCAGGCUGAGCAAGCGUUCAGGUUCAUUGCCUCGGGGAAGCACAUCGGCAAGGUGGUGAUGAAGAUCCGCGAGGAGGAGCCCCGGAAGACGGUGAGGCCAGCCACGAAGCUGAUCUCGGCCGUCCCCAGGACGUACAUGAACCCGGAGAAGGCCUACGUGCUGGUGGGGGGGCUGGGCGGCUUCGGCCUGGAGCUGGCCGGCUGGCUGGUGCAGCGGGGGGCGACGCGUCUGGUGCUGAGCUCCCGGAGCGGCGUCCGGACCGGGUACCAGUCCCUGUGCGUGCGUCGCUGGCGGGAACUGGGGGUGUCCGUGCUGGUGUCCACGGCGGACUGCGCCUCGGAGGACGGGGCGAACCGGCUCCUCGCGGAGGCGGCGAGUCUGGGGCCCGUCGGUGGGGUGUUCAACCUGGCGGCCGUUCUCCGGGACGCCCUGCUGGGAGACCAGUCGGCGGCCGACUUCGAGGCGGUGUGCCGGCCCAAGGCGGACGCCGCCCGGAACCUGGACGUGGCCUCGCGCCGCCUCUGCCCCGAGCUGGACUACUUCGUGGUGUUCUCGUCGGUGUCGUGCGGCCGGGGCAACGUGGGGCAGGCCAACUACGGCCUGGCCAACUCGGCGAUGGAGCGCGUCUGCGAGGCGCGGCAGGAGGCGGGGCUCCCGGGGCUCGCCGUCCAGUGGGGGGCCGUCGGCGACGUGGGGCUGGUGGCGGAGGGCAUGGGCGGCAACGACGUGGAGGUCGGGGGGACCCUGCCCCAGAGGAUGAGCUCGUGCCUGGCCACGAUGGACGUGUUCCUGCAGCACCCGCACCCCGUGCUGGCGUCCAUGGUGCUGGCCGAGAAGCGGCAGGGCGCCGGCUCCGCGUCGGGGCAGGUCGGGCUUCUCGACGCCGUCGCCAACAUCCUGGGGAUAAAGGACGUGAAGACGGUGAGCGGCCACUCGUCGCUGGCCGACCUCGGCAUGGACUCGCUGAUGGGCGCGGAAAUCAAGCAGACGCUGGAGAGGAACUACGACCUGGUGCUGAGCGCCCAGGAGAUACGCACGCUCACGUUCGGCCGCCUGGUCGAGCUGAGCAGCAGCAGCAGCAGCAGCUCGGCCGAGCCGGUCGCCGGCGCGGUGAACGGCUCCGCGCCGCCGCCGCCCGUCCAAGACCCCGCUCAGGUGCAGUUUGAGAGCGUGGAGGAGCUGAUGCCGUCCAAGGUGCUGGUCCAGCUGCCGUCGCGGGCGCCCCAGGGCUCCGAGCGGCCGCCCCUGUUCGUGGUGCACCCCAUAGAGGGCGUGGUGUCGGCGCUGCGGUCGCUGGCCGCGGAGCUGCCGAUGCCCGUGUGGGGCCUGCAGUGCACCAGCGACGCGCCCCUGUCCUCCAUUCAGGAGCUGGCCGCCUUCUACAUCAAGCACCUGAAGGGGAUCCAGCCCGAGGGCCCGUACAUGAUCGGCGGCUACUCGUUCGGCGGCACGGUGGCGUUCGAGAUGGGCGUGCAGCUGGAGAAGGAGGGGGCGCGCGUGUCCAUGGUGCUGCUGGACGGCUCCCCCUCGUACGUGGCGGGCCACACGGUGCACUACAAGGCGCGGCACGACGGCAGGCUGGGCAAGCAGACCGAGGAGGCGGAGGCGCUCGCGUACUUCGUGUCGCUCUUCAAGGAGAUCGACUACCAGAAGACCACGAGGGAGCUGCAGACGCUGCCGUCGUGGCGGGAGCGGGUGAGCCGUUCGACGGAGCUGCUGGCGGGCGCGACGAGCUACCCCGCGGACCAGCUGGCGGCCGCCGCGGAGUCCUUCUACGGCAAGCUGGCGGCCGGCGACAAGUACCGGCCCCAGAGCCAGUACCAGGGCGACGUCAGGCUUUUCCGGGCCAAGGACAACUUCCUGAACCUCGGCGAGGACUACGGCCUGUCCAAGGUUUGCAAGAGGAAGGCCCAAGUCUACGCCAUUGAAGGCAACCACAGACAGAUCCUCCAAGGUGACAGUGCCAGGAAAAUAGCGCAUAUAAUCUCGUCGCUCGUGAAAGUGUAAUGUCUGUGAUAUGUGUGCGAACGGCGGUUUCGUCUGUUGCUGCAGUUAUUUAUUCAAAAUGAUACUCGGCACUACUCUAUCUGUGAAUAGGUGUAUUGUGUUUAUUCCCAGACUGUCUUUGCAAGUUCCCAGCGAAUGGCUCAUGGGUAUGUGUUUGUGUGCGUGGCAGGUUUCUACUUUGUGCAUAGCUGUGAAAUGCAGGUUCCUAGAUUUUGUUUUCCUCAGAAUCAUGUUUUAGACUCUUUGUCUGGCAACAGGUGGAAUAUACCUAGCCAAUGUAACUGUGUCGUCUAUUGAAUGAUGUAAGCACAAAGUAAGUUGAGUAGAGAUUUUUUUUUGCAGUUGUACACACAUGUGUAUAUUAAAUAGCUUUUGCACUAAAUGCAUUUAUGUAAGACGUGAGGAAACCGGUGUCAAAGGUAUCUUUAUUUGUAAUGUGAGCACUGAAAUAUUUUAGUUACAUUCUCCCAUGCUGUAAAAGUGUCAAGUGUGCAUUAGUUUGUGUGGCUAUUCCAAAUGUGUUGGUUGACACUGGCAUAAGCCCAAACAGAUUUGUGGUGUACAGUAAACCUUUCAUAUUGGUGGAGUCACUUGUCUGCACUAGCUGAAAGUAACAUGAAAUUCCAGAGAUGAAGUGAAUGUACAAAGAAUAUUAAUAGAAUUACAUUGUAUUAAUAAAUGUAUAAAUAAGCUU
Messenger RNA from Bacillus rossius redtenbacheri, 8610 nucleotides. RefSeq names its product fatty acid synthase (gene FASN1). Bases 552 to 7916 code for a protein of 2454 amino acids. Gene Ontology annotation, molecular function: oxidoreductase activity; phosphopantetheine binding; 3-oxoacyl-[acyl-carrier-protein] synthase activity. The transcript has 31 exons. The record is from RefSeq and is a predicted model, not a curated record. NCBI's taxonomy places the organism in Eukaryota, Metazoa, Arthropoda, Insecta, Phasmatodea, Bacillidae. Gene Ontology annotation, biological process: fatty acid biosynthetic process.